This is a messenger RNA of Toxoplasma gondii ME49, 556 nucleotides long. RefSeq lists its product as hypothetical. Bases 197 to 556 code for a protein of 119 amino acids. NCBI's taxonomy places the organism in Eukaryota, Apicomplexa, Conoidasida, Eucoccidiorida, Sarcocystidae. The record is from RefSeq and is a predicted model, not a curated record. The transcript has a single exon.
AGAAAGGUGGCGAAAAGGAAGGCCGCAAAUUCGACACAGGCAUGUUGUGUAUCAGCCGAUCGGGCCAAAGACAACGAGCUAACGUGAGACGACAGAGAAGACGGGAGGCAAAGUCGAGUGGCGGAGUUCACUCGUUCUCCUGUCGAGAACUGGACUGCUGGGGGGAUGGGGGUGUGCCAAUAAUGUCUCUGCGGCCAUGCAUGUUCGUCGUGUGUUGCGUCAAGGGUGGAGGAGGGGGAGUGGCGAGGGAAUAGUCUCCGUCUUAGUGGCUUUUCGGAACCGUGACGCAUCUGGCCACUUUUCUUCUUUGCCGCUCUCGCGGGUUCUGUGUCUGGUCACAUCUCUCGCACAAAACAAACUGACACGUGGUACCACCCAGAAAACUCUAGCAACAACGCUUUCUGCGCAUUCGCUGCAUGACGCGCGAAACGAGACCAAUCAAUCUUGCACGGAUAAUACUGAGGCGCCAUACGCUGGGGCAGACGGCACGAUCGCCAACGCCGAAACACAAGCGAAAGAGCACAAAAAACUGAUCAUCCCAUUAUCCGCAAAGUAA